Asparagus officinalis (garden asparagus) is the source of this 1740-nucleotide messenger RNA. RefSeq names its product putative nuclease HARBI1. The transcript has 2 exons. The record is from RefSeq and is a predicted model, not a curated record. The coding region runs from base 252 to 1595 and encodes 447 amino acids. Lineage: Eukaryota; Viridiplantae; Streptophyta; Magnoliopsida; Asparagales; Asparagaceae.
AUCAGGUCAGCUUUAUACAUUGUCCAACGUAUACAGCUAAAAGCAAAUUUGAAUUUUGUGACAAAUUGAUAACAGCUGGAAAGCAUUUCCUAAAAUCAGCUCAACUUUACACAUUGUUCAAUGUAUACAGCUAAGCAAAGUUUUAUAAAUAGCAUACUAGAUUAGGUACAUCCACACAAUUACUCGUUGUUGUGUUAAAAUUAUUAUUCUCCAUUUCUGCAUACUUCAGUCAUUCUUUUCUUACUUCAAAAAUGAAUUUCGAUGUUGGAGGUCCAUCAUACUUAUCAUCAUCUUCAUCUUCGGAUGAUGAUAAUUUUCUGUCCAAUAUCAUUGCAGAGAUUGAUGAAACCGAAGAAGUAAUUUGUGAGUACAUCAACAACAACAUGAUCCUCGUUAACAAUUUACGUCAACACAACUACCAACCGAUCCAUGGUGGCUCGAUUCCCGGUCAUGCAGUGAUCAACCGCGAUCGAGAAAAUGCGCAUCAGAAUUUGGUCAUAGAUUACUUUGCCGAUAAUCCACGUUUUGGAGAAGAUAUGUUUCGUCGUCGAUAUCGGAUGUCAAGAAGUUUGUUCCUUCGUAUUGUUGAUGCAGUGAAAGAUCAUGACUAUUACUUCCAACAACGAAGUGAUGGACUUGGUAGAAUGGGAUUAUCACCGUUACAGAAAGUAACAGCUGUUUUUCGCAUGUUGGCAUACGGUCUACCAGCUGAUGCUACGGACGAAUACGUUAAAAUAGGUGAGUCAACAGCAAUUGAAAGUAUGACAAAAUUUUGUCGUGCUAUGGUGGAAAUAUUCGCAGAGCGGUAUCUACGAACACCUAACGCUAACGAUAUUGCUAGGCUACUCUAUAUUAGUAAAAAACAUGGUUUUCCAGGAAUGUUAGGAAGUCUUGAUUGUAUGCAUUGGAAAUGGAAAAAUUGUCCAACAGCAUGGUCUGGGCAAUACACAGGACGUAGUGGGUCACCAACUAUUAUCCUCGAAGCUGUGGCAGAUUAUGAUCUUUGGAUAUGGCACGCAUAUUUUGGUAUGCCAGGCACCAAUAAUGAUAUCAAUGUGCUGGAGUCAUCUAAUCUUUUCUCUAACCUAGCUCAAGGUAUUGCUCCUCCCGCUCACUAUGUUAUUCAAGGAAAAGAGUAUAAUAUGGGUUAUUAUUUAGCUGAUGGUAUAUAUCCGAAAUGGGCUACUAUUGUACAAACAAUCCAACAGCCACAAGGUAGGAAGAAAAAAUAUUUUGCCAUGAAACAGGAAGCAUGUAGAAAAGAUGUAGAACGUGCGUUCGGAGUUCUCCAAUCACGAUUUGCAAUCGUGGCAGGAUCAGCACGUUUUUGGAAAAAACAUGUAUUACAUGACAUAAUGACUGCAUGCAUUAUUAUGCACAAUAUGAUAAUCGAGGAUGAACGUGAUCUUUAUGCACCAAUUCAAGAAGUGAGGGAAGCACCAACACCAGAAGUUGAUAUGGUAGCAGAUGAAACUACAAGAUUUACUCAAUUUAUUACACGUUACGGAAAAAUCAAGGAUAAAGAUGCUCAUAUUGCGCUUCGUAAUGCAUUGAUAGAUCAUCUAUGGGAGGAAUACACUAAUUCAGAUAGUUAAGUGCAUACUAAAUUUGUAAUUUUUACAUUGUUGUUAAUGUUUAAUUAUUUCCUUGUAUUUUAUUUCCUGUUGUGUUCUUGAAUGUAAUAUUUUGGCAAUAUCAAUAAUAAAAAUAUAAUAUUUUAGCAAUCAAGUUAUUUUAAUU